GACCGCGAUCUGUCAGAUAGUCCUCCGGUCUCGCGCCUCGCUGAGCUCAUUGUGGAGGGACAGCAGUGUGGGAAGAACACUGUCUGAGCGCACAAAACCACCUGCCCCAUCCAGACCAUUAAAUCCAGAUUAACACCCACCCGGACUAUCAGCAUCUGAGAUAACAGCAAACAUGGGCAAGAAAUCCAAACUCAAAGUGUCAAGUGACAAAAAAGAGGAGAAUGGAGAUGUAAGCGGUGAGAAAAAUGGAAAGGAAGAGAAGGAGGAAAAGGAAAAGUUGGAGAUGGUGGGACCGAUAGAAUUAUUUCGAUAUGCAGAUAGUAUCGACAUUUUACUGAUGAUGCUUGGCUUAAUCAUGUCCAUGGCCAAUGGGGCAGUUCUUCCUCUCAUGGUAAUUGUAUUUGGAGACAUGACAGACAGCUUUGUGGACGAUACAUUGUUGGACAAUUUGAAGAACAUUACCCUUCCACCAAACUUCACCUUUCCACAGACCAGUAAUAUCACUUUGGGGGAGAAGAUGACAACACAUGCUAUAUACUACAGCAUCAUGGGAUUUGUGGUCUUGGUGGCGGCAUAUAUGCAGGUGGCCUUUUGGACUCUUGCGGCAGGACGUCAGGUGAAGAAACUUAGAACGACAUUCUUCCACUCCAUCAUGAAACAGGAGAUCGGCUGGUUUGACGUCAAUGAGACGGGACAGCUCAACACACGCCUUACAGAUGAUGUAUACAAAAUAAAUGAAGGCAUUGGGGAUAAGCUUGGCAUGCUGAUUCAGAAUCUCACUACUUUUCUUGUUGGCAUUGUCAUUGGCUUUGCUAAAGGCUGGAAGCUGACCCUCGUCAUCCUCGCUGUUAGCCCGUUACUUGGUAUCUCUGCUGCUGUCAUCGGAAAGGUGAUGACAACAUUCACGUCGAGGGAGCAGACGGCCUAUGCGAAGGCUGGAGCAGUGGCAGAGGAAGUACUGUCAUCCAUCAGAACCGUCUUUGCCUUUGGUGGACAGAAGAAAGAGAUCAAAAGGUAUCACAAAAACUUAGAGGAUGCCAAGAACGUUGGUGUAAGAAAGGCCAUAACUGUGAACAUUGCUAUGGGCUUCACAUUCUUCAUGAUCUAUAUGUCCUAUGCACUGGCCUUUUGGUACGGCAGCACUCUUAUCCUGGCUGGGGAAUAUACCAUUGGCAUGCUUUUGACGAUUUUCUUCGCCGUCCUAAUUGGAGCUUUUGGCCUCGGUCAAACAUCUCCUAACAUCCAGACCUUCUCCAGUGCUAGAGGAGCCGCCCAUAAAGUUUUCCAGAUCAUUGAUCAUGAACCCAAGAUUAACAGUUUCUCUGAGGAAGGCUACAAACUUGACGUUGUUAAAGGAAACAUUGAGUUCAAAAACAUUCAUUUUAGAUACCCCUCGCGAGAUGAUGUGAAGGUUCUGAAUGGCAUGAAUCUUAAAGUCAUGAGUGGACAGACCAUUGCUUUAGUGGGCAGCAGUGGGUGUGGAAAAAGCACAACAAUCCAGCUGCUGCAACGCUUCUAUGACCCACAGGAAGGGAGCGUUUCUAUAGAUGGUCAUGAUAUUCGCUCUCUGAACGUGCGAGGUCUGAGAGAACUGAUUGGUGUGGUCAGUCAAGAACCAGUGCUGUUUGCCACAACAAUUGCAGAAAACAUCCGCUACGGCCGGCAAGAUGUCACUCAGGAGGAAAUUGAGCAGGCUGCACGUGAAGCCAAUGCCUACAACUUCAUCAUGAAACUCCCUGACAAAUUUGAGACUCUAGUUGGAGACAGGGGAACCCAGAUGAGUGGCGGACAAAAGCAGCGUAUUGCUAUUGCACGAGCACUUGUGCGCAACCCAAAAAUCCUUCUUCUCGAUGAGGCUACGUCUGCCCUGGAUGCAGAGAGUGAGACUAUUGUGCAAGCAGCUCUAGAUAAGGUGAGGCUGGGAAGGACCACCAUAAUAGUGGCUCACCGACUCUCUACUAUUCGAAAUGCUGAUGUCAUCGCUGGUUUCCAGAAUGGUGAAAUAGUAGAACUGGGGACGCAUGAUGAACUGAUGGAAAGAAAAGGAAUCUACCACUCUCUCGUUAAUAUGCAGACAUUUAAAAGUGCAGAGGCUGCAGAGGACGACAGUGAGGAGAUGACUAUGGAUGAGAAGAGUCCUUCAGUCAGCUCUAUGAAUGAACGCACACUCUUCAGACAGAAAUCCAGAAGUGGCUCAGAGAAAGAGCUGAAGGAAGAAGAGAAACCGGCAGAGGAAGAAAAGGUUCCGAACGUCUCGUUCCUGACCGUCCUGAAACUGAAUUAUCCUGAAUGGCCAUACAUGGUGGUUGGAAUUCUCUGUGCUACCAUCAACGGAGGCAUGCAGCCUGCUUUUGCUGUCAUCUUCUCUAAAAUCAUUGCAGUGUUUGCUGAGCCUGAUCAGGAUCUUGUACGGCAGAGGUGUGACCUCUACUCGCUGCUGUUUGCUGGCAUUGGAGUUUUGUCCUUUUUCACUCUUUUCUUACAGGGUUUCUGUUUUGGCAAAGCUGGCGAGCUUCUGACCAUGCGGCUGAGGUUUAAAGCCUUCAAUGCAAUGAUGAGACAGGACCUGGCCUGGUAUGAUGAUACCAAGAACAGCGUGGGUGCGCUGAACACCAGACUGGCUGCGGAUACUGCUCAAGUGCAGGGCGCGACUGGUGUGAGAUUGGCAACACUGGCACAGAAUGUGGCCAACCUGGGCACUGCCAUUAUCAUCUCAUUUGUGUACGGUUGGCAGUUGACCCUCCUCAUCCUUUCAAUUGUGCCAAUCAUGGCUGUGGCAGGAGCUAUUCAGAUGAAGUUACUGGCGGGUCAUGCUCUAAAAGACAAGAAAGAGCUUGAACAAGCUGGAAAGAUUGCAACAGAAAGCCAUUGAGAAUGUCCGUACUGUGGUUUCAUUGACCAGAGAGAGCAAGUUUGAAAGUCUCUAUGAGGAGAACUUAAUUGUGCC
Molecule: messenger RNA, 2947 nt
Organism: Danio aesculapii
Lineage: Eukaryota; Metazoa; Chordata; Actinopteri; Cypriniformes; Danionidae
Product: ATP-dependent translocase ABCB1-like
Exons: 22
Coding region: 173-2872 (899 amino acids)
Biological process (GO): transmembrane transport
Cellular component (GO): membrane
Molecular function (GO): ABC-type transporter activity; ATP binding; ATP hydrolysis activity
Source: RefSeq, a predicted model, not a curated record